Molecule: messenger RNA, 9385 nt
Organism: Bufo bufo (common toad)
Lineage: Eukaryota; Metazoa; Chordata; Amphibia; Anura; Bufonidae
Gene: HELZ2
Product: helicase with zinc finger 2
Exons: 20
Coding region: 89-8371 (2760 amino acids)
Molecular function (GO): RNA nuclease activity; RNA binding; 5'-3' DNA helicase activity
Source: RefSeq, a predicted model, not a curated record
AGGCGCCGGAACCGGGGGACCGAGGAGACGAACCAGCCAGAGACUGCACAUCAGAGGGAGAGACCGCCAACAUCCUGCUGGAGCAACGAUGGACCGGUUUAGGGGUUUGGGUUCCCCCAGGCUGACAGAACUACUAGAACAGGUUGACUUGUGCUUGGCUUGUGUCACCUGCAGCAGAAAGAAGCAAGGAAACACGUACAUCUACCAACCCUCGAAGCACAACUGUUCUGCUCAGCUGCUCCUUGCAAAAAGCAAAGAACAGAGUAAUGCAAAAGAUUGGUAUGAAGUGAGGCAGCGCCCGUUGUACCCAGUGCCCUCCCGAUAUGUAGUGUGCUGGCACUACUAUCCAGCAAAGGGCUGUGUGAGGCACCAGGCAGAGUGCACGUUUGCUUGGUCCAAAGAAGAAAUCCUUGUUUGGUCUUUUGAGAGGACAAACAGGCUGGAAAGACACCAACUCAGGUCCAUGCUACUCCCAACUCCAUCGCCAACUACUGCCGAUAAGGAACCCAAAAACUGGGAAGAGAUUUUGAGUCGUUUUGGGGGCCAAUUUCAGAACAUAUGUGAGCAAUGCUUUUACCAGAGCCCACCAAAGGUCACCCUUACUGAUUUAUGCCAGUGUCAUCCUCGCCCAAUGCCACUCCUAGCUCACAUAGUCAUUGACGACACUAAGAAGCAGUGCAACAUUAUUCGUCCUCUGCCUUCUUCACACGACAUCCGCUUGUGUAGCCAAAGUUCUCGUGGAUAUCUUUGCCGUACAGAUAACGGGCAGUGCCCACAUGCCCACAGUGAGGUGGAACUUGUGGUUUGGAAAGCAGAGCAGAGCUGUGGACUCACUCGUGGUAAGAUUAAGAAGAACCAAGAACUGAAUAUGGGUUUUUACUGUCGUCUGUGCCUGGUUACUGCCAACACGCAAGAAAGUUUUGAGGUCCACUGUGCCUCUUUUGAACAUGGGCGCAUGAUAGCGACUGAUUCGCUGUUGGUAUGGAAUCAUCGCUCUCCUCCACUUGGCAUGAGUCAAUUUUCUCUUUGCGGAAGCCCUUUGCAGUGCAUCUACGGAAUUGCCUGUCCGAAUGCUCACAGCCAGGAGGAGUUGCAGGAGUGGAUUCUCCGGGUCAAAAUCACCAGGCGAAAUAAGCAGUUGGUGGAGGAAGAGGGGCUCCAGUCUUACCAGGACCGUCUUGUUCAGGAGUAUCAGCUCUACAGCAGUGAAAUAGAAGUGCUUUCGGAAAAGGUUGAAGGUGUUAAAAUAACAUGUAGCCAUCCUCUGAAAAUUCAUUCCAAGGAAAAACUUGCACGAAGAACAUGGGAUUUCACCCUGCAUUCCAAGAUACCACUCCUGCAUGUUGCCUUAUUGAAGACCGAUCCUGGAGCCAUCUUUUCUUUGGAUGCUAGUGACCAUAAAAAACCCUGCCAUUAUGCCGGAGGUCAUCGUUUCCUGGUUGAGGGAUCUCGGACACAAUAUAAACUGUCUGUACGUGUCCAGUGCUCGGCCUUUGGAGUUUUUGAGCAGUGGUUGACUCUAGAUUUUGGAAUUCGUCCAGUUUUGCUUCAGAAGAUCUUCAUGCAAGUUGGUGGUCAAGAAGAAACCCUAAGCCUCCAGAAUAGAGCCUCAGAUCAACGUGAAGGAGCACCGCCAUCCUCAGAGCGCUGGUAUCCAGACAAGCUCUUAUUCAUUCCAUGCAAGGAGAGGACACUAGAGGAAAAGAAACUCUUAGAAAUGUACAAACCUCCCUCCAUGAAUCCAUGUUAUGUUCCAACAACCACUGAUAAACAGCCACUGACGGUGGCAAACUACAGACAAGUGAUGCAUCUUAGUCUUCUCCAAGAGGAAGGAGCGAGAGAGCAGGUGAUAUCUAGGUUAAACUUAAAAGCCAUGGUCACCUUUAAGAAGAUGGUGAGUGAUCAGAAUGGAAUGAAGAUUGCUCCUCCUGGUGAGCUCUAUGCAGAGGUUCCUCUACCUUCUGGGAUGACGCAAGAUGCUGAAGAAGGAUAUUUGCUGCAGAGGUCUGUGUUGACGGCCAUCAUUGCUCCUUGCCCUCUGCAGAAUGACAGAGUCUAUGAAGUCCUCCUGGAACCCAGCAUAGAGUUAGAGGGCAGUAUUGUACUGAAGAUACCGGAGAGAUGCUGCAAAGAGCUGUCUAUUGAGCAAGAUGCAUCUACUCAGUUAGAGGUCCAGUUCCAGAUCGAUCGUCUGCCAUUCAGCAUUUACCAUGAAGCAGUUGACCGCCUGUUGGACGAAAAGUUAUUACUCCCAGAUCUGUCCAAAUGCCAACUGCCCACCUACCAGGGGCCUAUAUCAUGGGGCAACAAGAAACAGCAGCUGGCAAUCUCUUACAUUGCUGGAGCGGUGACAGGGAAAGAGCCAGUAGCCCCUAUUCUGAUAUAUGGACCAUUUGGUACUGGAAAAACAUCUACCUUGGCCCAAGCUGCUUUGCAGGUGGUCAAACAACCUCACGCCAGAGUGCUGAUCUGUACCCAUAACAACAGUGCUGCCGAUCUGUAUAUCCAAGAUCAUUUCCAUCCAUAUGUUGAGACCGGCCACCCAGAAGCAACCCCCCUGAGAGUGAAAUAUAUAAAUAGCCCAAUAAAUAGGACCAGCCCCAUAACACGUCAGUAUUGCCCUCUCAGCCCUGAUAAAUCUACCUUUAUUUCCCCGCCUCUGAGUCUCCUCGACAAUUAUCGCAUUGUUGUGACAACUGCAGUCACAUCCCGGGAUCUGGAUGUGCCAAGGGGUUAUUUCACCCAUAUCCUACUGGAUGAGGCAGCACAAAUGAUGGAGAGUGAGGCAUUGAUCCCAUUGGCAUUGGCAAACCAUCACACACGUCUGGUGGUGGCUGGAGACCACAUGCAGGAGACCCCACGGUUCUUUAACAGAAGAGCUGGAGAGGAGCACACCUUACUCACCCGUCUCUUCUCCCAUUACCAAGGUAAAGACUGUCCAGUAGCCCAAAGAGGACGUAUAAUCUUCCACCAAAACUACCGCUCUGUCCCCAGCAUCAUCUCCUUUGUGUCACGAUGCUUCUACGUCAGCCGCAACAAUGCUAUUGAGGCUUGUGCAGAAAAACCAAUGCAACCUCCACAAGGAAGCCAUGCACUGGGGCUUUUCCAUUGUCACGGUCCAUCUUCUUCUGUAGGAAAUUCAUGGGUAAAUCAGUCGGAAAUGUUGCAGGUUGUUGAGGUUGUCAAGGAAAUUCUCAAAUCGUGGCCUGAGCAGUGGGGAAAAGUGAACAGAAGUAAAAUCUGCGUGGUGUCCCAUGGAAGUCAGGUAAAGCUGAUACGUCAGGAACUGCGCAAAAUAAAACUGUCUGAUGUCACAGUCACAAACUAUGACAACAUCAUUGGUUGCGAGUACUUUGUCAUCAUUCUCAGCACUGUUCGGUCUGUAGACAGUCUGCCUGUUCAUCCUCCAUCCACUUCCACCUUCAGCUUAGACUUCUUCUGCGAUCCUCGAGUUCUGAACACGAUUCUGACACGUGCUCGUGCCCAGGUCAUAGUAGUUGGAGAUGUGGUGGCUUUGUGUUCUUUUGGUGGGUGCAGUCGUAUCUGGAGGAACUACCUACGGGAGUGUGUGGAAGCGGGGAGCUCAAUGCCAGCAGACCUUAAUGUGGAGGAGAUAAAACAGGUUGUAUGUGACCUACAAGCCUGGAGGCAACAACAAGCAGAAGAAGAUGCUGAAGAAGACAGAGACUCUUGGGCAUCUGACUUAGACAUCAACUGUGAAGAUGCCAUUCUUCAGGAAUUGCUGGACGGCGAAAAGGGGACUUUUGUGACUGUGACGGAGGAAGGAAUGCUGGAAGUUAAGCCAAAAGCCAAUAAUUCUCUAAAAGAAGACAAAUAUACCCACUUCCCUACACAUAUCUUGGAGCAGUACCUCUAUUUGCAACCGAGCACCUACAAAAAGUGUCAACUGAUCAAGGAAAACUUUGACCGAGGUUAUGCUGUUACUCUCGAAGAAUGUCCACCCCGUCGCAUACCUGUGAAUGGGCGCAGCAAUUGUGGUCUGGGAUUUACUGGCGACAAAGUGGUUGUCCAGUUGUUAUCAAAAACAAAUCACGAAAGUGGAAAAGUGGUUGGAAUCUUAGAAGCAGGAGAAAACAAUCGACGCUUCAUAUGUUUCAUGGACCCUAGGGAUCCUAAUAGCAUGAUUCCCAUUGACAGAUCAGUCACUAAGAUUUUUUGUAUGUGUUUUAAAGACAAACCAAACUAUAUCCCAAUACGUAAAUUUAAAGGUAGACAGAUUGUUACAGAACGUUUGGAGAAGCUGACCGAAGACAUGAGACGAAACAGUUUGUUCCUGGUGGAGGUGGUCUGCUGGCAGGAGCGUUACUACUACCCUCUGGGCAUUGUAAACCGCAUUAUACCUCGUGUGCUAAGUUUAGAACAGGGACUUAACAUCUUAAACCUGGAAUUUCGUAUUGAAAAUGACAGUAAUUACCCUAAAGAGGUGAUGGAAGAAAUACAACAAAUGCCAAACCACAUCUCAGACAAAGACAGAAAAGACUGCAGAGGCAUUCUUGUCUUCACCGUGGAUCCAGCACAUGCAAAAGACUUGGACGAUGCCAUAUCUGUACAAGACCAAGGGGAAUACUAUGAGAUUGGUGUCCAUAUUACUGACCUGGCUGCUGUGAUUCCCCAAGGAGGUGCCUUAGACAAAGAAGCGAAAAGACGAGGAGUUACCUUCUACUCCGUCACACAUGAUGUGAUCCAUAUGCUGCCUCUUAAAUUGUGUUCAGAUCUAUGCAGCCUGAAACCAAAUUGUGACCGUCGGGCAGUGUCCCUUUUUGUGAAAGUGAAGAAAGACACUGAUGAAAUGGUGGAUGGCAAUCUUUGUCAUACUAUUAUCUGCUCUAAACGUCAGUUAUCCUAUGAAGAGGCAAAUUCAAUUCUGGAAGCUAAGAGUGCAGAUCCUCCAACAUUCAGCACAGUGGAAGGGUGUUUAUUCAUCAUCAAGCACUUUUCAGAAGUCCAUCGAAUGUUCCGUCUAGAAAACGUUUCCAAUUACAAACAGCCUGAUGAAGAUUGUCCCCCGGGACAUCGUAAUGCUCAACGCAUGAUUGAGGAAUUGAUGAUUAUGUACAAUAGCUGGGUGGCAGACUGUCUAACCAGCAAAGACAAACUGAUGAAUGUUAUGCCAGUACGAUGCCAGAAUGGGCCAAGCCUUCCUAUGAUCGAGGAGCUAAGGACAAAGUUUCAGCAUCUUUUACCUUUUUCAUCCUACUUGUCACAUCAUUUGCUGGAUGUCCCUGAAUUACCGAGACCUUCAUCUGGCCAUAAAGUAACCAUGCUGACCUCAGUGUGGAAACAGCUGCUAGAUGCAGCUGUAAAGCAAGACCAUGCCAGGAUCACUGACCUUCUAGCAACAGAAGACCUGCACCCUGAGCUCUGCUAUGCUGUUCGAGAAUUUAGAAGGCAACUGGGUCGUUCAUUCUUCAUCCGGUCAGGCUCGCCAAAUGCCAAUGGGCAUUACUCUCUUCAGCUUUGUGCCUAUACCUGGGCUUCAUCACCUCUUCGACGUUACAUAGACAUUGUGGUGCAGAGAUUGCUUCAAAGACAUCUAAAAAUGGUUUCAACAUCACUCAUUUCCCCAGAGGACAUGGACUUAGCCUGUCUCAACUUUGAUCUAAGGGUAAAAAGGGAGUCAGCUUAUGAGAAGAGAGGGCACGCACUGAGGCUGGCAUUAUCCCUCCAUAAUGAAGUGCAGCAAAAGUUGGCAGUGAUCAUUAGUGCUGAUGCUAAAAGUAAAGGAGUCAAAGUAGCCUUCCCACUCAAUGGAGACUCUUUAUCAAAUCCAUUGUCACUAGAUUAUAGCGUUUUACAGCCAGUGGAGCAACCAACACCAAUUGAAAAUGGCUCCAGUUUGUCUUGGAAACGCAGAGUGUAUUCCUACAAGACUUACCGGGAAAAACCUCUCAAAAACAAAAUGCGGAAAGACAUAAUCUCCUUUAAUCCUAGAGCUUGGCAUGAAGCAGUCACAGCAAUAAGCCAGGGUGCUUCAAAUAAAGCAGUAAAUGCCUUAAGAGAAGGUAUUGAAGCUUUUGACCCCAUGAGUUUUGUAGCUCAAAGUCCCUGUGGUCACUACAUGGAAUUUGAACUCAAUCUGCACCCCGGGGAUUGCCUUCCUGUUCAGCUGUGCAGCGUUGUGGACCGUGGGUUCCCUAUGCCUAGUCCUCAGCUUUGCUCCCCAGCACCAGGAGUAGAGCUUUGCUUGGAACAUACAUCUCGACCCAUUGAUUGUUUCUCCUGUCUAGCCAAACGAGCGCCUCUUAAACAAUACAAAACCAUUAAAGAAUAUCAGUCAGUGUGGUUUCCCCUUUUGGACAUGGAGGCAGUGGAGUCAGCUGUGACUGAAGGUGGAAGUAUACUCUUAACAGAUGUCCCUGUGAAAUGGAAGGCAAAACGUGGUAGCAAGCAAGCUGUAGGGUUGGAAGGAUCCUUCAAACUGUCUUCCCACAUAAUUAAAGAUUGUGACCUUGACAUGGACUUUCAGAACUGCUAUAUUUGCAUUCGAAUGGAAGAUCUGAAGAGAUGCAGAACCACAGACCCCUUUGAAUAUGACAGCUACACUUGGAUAGCACAUGGUCUGACCAACGUCAAAAAUAAGGUUUCCAAAGAGGAAGGUGGCAGAGUGGCCUUCUAUAUACACCAGGCUACCAUGAAGGAAGUUCCAGAAGCAGUCCUCAAACCUGAAGCCACAUUUACUGUGGAAAUCAUACAAAAGCUGCUACCAGACAUACGGAAAGAAGUCGCCGUGAAUGAACUGCAAGGUGCCUCAGAACUGACUAAAAGUAUUGUCCUGGGAAAGCAUAUUCCUGAUAAAGAUAUGAACAGUAAGUUCAAGGCACAGAGAUCCUUCGCCGUCCGUGAACUUUCUCUCGGUUUGAAUGACAGUCAGACAGGAGCUUUGAGGAAAGCCCUGAUGCAGCCCUUCACUCUGAUACAAGGACCCCCUGGUACUGGGAAAACUAUAGUCGGUGCUCAUCUGGUUUACUGGUUCAAUGAAGUGAAUCAAGAUCUAGAGUCAAUGACAGCGGACGAAACCGAAGACGAAACCGAAGAGGAACUGAAUGGCAGGCGGGUCCUCCUGUAUUGUGGCCCUUCAAAUAAGUCUGUGGAUGUCAUAGCCGAAAAACUUCUCCCCCUUCGUGGCAAGCUCCGCAUGUUGCGUGUGUAUAGUGAACAGAUGGAACUGUCUGAAUUUCAAUACCCUGGAAGCAACCUCAGAGUAUCUGGAUACCUCAGGGAGGGUAAACCGCUGGAAGUUCUCAGACCGAUCACCUUACAUCACCUGAUCCGGCAGCCCACAAACCAAUAUUCUGGGAAAAUUCUGGAAAUGGAUGCACGGAUUCAGAGAAGGGAGGAGAUGACUCUGGAAGAAGUGGCUAGUUACAAAAAGCUACUGGCUGAUGCUCGAAAAGUGGAGCUUGACCGCCAUGACAUUAUUUUGUGCACCUGCAUCACCUCAUCCAGCAAAGUCCUGACAGGUCUGCCAGUGUCACAGGUUAUUAUAGACGAGAGUGCGAUGUGCACUGAGCCGGAGACACUGGUUCCCAUUGUCAGCCACAAGAAUGCGCAAUGGAUUGUUCUAAUUGGUGACCAUCGCCAGCUGCGCCCUGUGGUCAAGAAUGAUUUAUGCCGCGCUCUGAAAGUGGAUCAGUCACUGUUUGAGAGAUACCAGGAGAGGGCACUGUUGCUGGACACACAGUACCGCAUGCAUUCUGCUAUCUGUAAAUUUCCAUCCGAUGAGUUCUAUGAUGGUCGCUUGCUCACAUCAGCUUCGCUCAGGCUGCAGCCCAGCCUCUUCUCCUACAAACACCACAGAUGCUGCCCCCUGCUGUUUGGAAAAGUGGAAGGACAGGAGCAGAGCCUGAUUGUGACCAGUGAAGAAGGGAAUAUUAACUCAAAAGCAAACCAUAAAGAGGCAGCGCAGGCGGUACGUUUGGCAAAACUUCUUGUUAGUCGGUCGAUUGAAGCCAAAGAUAUCGCUAUCCUGACCCCCUACAAUGCCCAGGUGGCAGAGGUCACCAAGAGACUGCGAGAUCAGGGACUGAAUGAGGUUACCGCCUGCACCAUCAUGAAAAGCCAAGGAAGUGAAUGGCGAUAUAUCAUCUUCUCAACUGUACGUUCGAUUUCUGAUGAAGGGCUUGAUUCCCGGCCUACGUACAGUUGGCUACGGCACAAUCUUGGUUUUCUUUCCGAUCCAAACCAGAUUAAUGUUGCACUUACAAGGGCCAAGGAGGGACUGUGUGUUCUAGGAAACCCCCGCCUGUUAAAGUGUUCACACCUUUGGGGCCGACUUUUGCAGCACUACACGCAGAACGGGGCAUUUGCAGACUGUACCGAGAUCACUGUCUUAUCGCCAUCACGUCGCUGACAUUCCAGUGUAUUGCUGACAAUGGCAUCGCCAGUCAAGACGCGGGACUUCAGGAAUUAUUUUAAUACAGCUCAGGUUGAAUAUGAAGCAUUCCACAGAAGCCAACCAGCCGGGUAUAAUAAAUCCUGCAUUUUCACAUUCUAUUCAUGGACCAUUCCUAUAUAACUUUCCAUGGGGGCAAGCCGGGGGAGUUACUACUUGCCCAAAUAUAUACACGUACCUCUCAGUGGGGGCAAGUACAAUAUAUGAAUUGGAAAGCUUCAUGUUGCCACCCAGUGGUCAUACAUGGAACUGGAGGUUUUACAUUCAUUUUAUUUCCAUCUUUUUAUUUAUACAUUUUAAAACAGUUUUGUCCAUGUGUAAAAUAUUUAAGUUACUUAAUGGACACCAGCAUAUUGUUCAUAUGUAUGUGUAUAUGCAUUAGAUUGCUAGCUCCUCAGGUAAAACCUGCUAGCACUGACCUGGGUACAUUGUCCUUUCCUCAUUAUAUGGACAUUAAUUUAUGCAGAUACUGUCAUUUUUAUAAAUUUUAUAACUACAAUGAGGUGUUAAUGUAUUAUUAGCUUAUUUUGAAGGGGGAGUGGAAUUAAACAAUAUGUGUAGGCAAAACCCAUACACUGUAUUAUUUUUCCUGCAGGGCCCAAGGGGGCAGGACGUCACACAGGAAUUCUGUCUUUGGUGUUCUGUGAAUCCCUGUGCCAUGCUCCGCCAUCUCAGGCCAUGCACUACAGAUAAUAGUGUACCAGACCUGCUUGGAACGUUCUUAAGCCUCUCUGAGCCAUUGGUUUUUGGUGCAUCCCCCCAUGUAGAUAUCAGACAGUUCAAUGCAAACAACUUAACUGCUGUGAUGAUAUAAAUACAUUGAUCAGUGUUUUUAUAUCGUUUUAAAAUGCUUUUUUUUUUAAAUAUAUAUAUAUAUAUUUAAAUAUAAAUUUUAACAUAAAUUUUAAUCAAUUUUACCAAAAAAUGUAUUUUACCUUGAUUUGAAAAGGUUGUACAUUAAAUGUCCAUUCU